Molecule: messenger RNA, 882 nt
Organism: Verruconis gallopava
Lineage: Eukaryota; Fungi; Ascomycota; Dothideomycetes; Venturiales; Sympoventuriaceae
Exons: 1
Coding region: 1-450 (149 amino acids)
Source: RefSeq, a predicted model, not a curated record
AUGUGUCUCAGCGCCCCGACCGCGACGCCCCUCUCGCCCGCCGUGGUGCGCCCGCCGACGUCCUUCCUGGAGUCCUUCCCGGCCUCGCAGUCGUCGCGAGGCUCCGUGACCUGGACGACGCUCUUCUCGACGCAGCUGGCGGCGGGCGUGGCGUCAUGCCCGCCCCGAGGGUUUCUCGGCCUGCACAAGCACACGCAGCCGGAGCUGUACCACGUCCUGUCCGGCCGCGGCGUCGUCGAGAUCGAGGGGGCGGCGUACGAGCUCGAGAAGGGCAUGACGGUGUUCAUACCCGGCGACGCGGAGCACGGCGUGCGCAACGAGGGCGCCGAGGACUUUCGCUGGCUGUACGUCUUCCCCGGGCGGUUCGAGGACGUCGAGUACAGAUUCAGAGCCGAGGGUGCCUACGGAUCGGAAAGCAAGGCAAGCGCCGCGUCAAAAGCCAAGCUGUGAAUGUUCAUGGGACAGAGAGUGUGAUGCGAGAAAGCUAGCGGACCCAAAUGGCUUUUCGAUUGCUUGAUACAAACACUAGUGGAACGUAGGCGCGCAGCCUGCCACUAGACAAGAGUUGUCAUACCCUCCGUCAAACUCCCCUCUACACUGUCUUUCUCCCAGCUGACAUGUUUUGUCACGCUCCGUUCACACUUGCAUAGCUGCAAAUCUUUCUCUUGCCACUCUCCUUCACUCGGGGAACAUGGCCAACAUCACCAAAAAAAAUUUUUUUGAAAGAAAAUAAAAAUAUUACAAAUUCUCGCUCGAACGCUACGAACAAUUGCAAGCUAAAAAAAAAGGGGAUGAUGCCUCUGCAUUUCCACAAGGCUACAUAGGUGCUCUGCGCUGUUUGAAAAAUGCCAGGUGAUUAGAAAAAAAGAACAAUGUAAUAGU